UCACGUGUCGGAUUGUGGCCAUACAUGCUACAUAUGUUUACAGUUCGAUUAGCUAACUAGCUAGCUAACUUAGUUGUGAAAUGGCACCUGCAAAUCCAAGAUUUAGUGCUAAAGCGUCAUUUAAAGAUAAAAAGGUGAAAAACGAUUGUGAAAAGGGCCCGUCAUUAGCUGUUACUCAAAAGAAGAAAAAAUGGAUUCCCGGGAACAAGUAUUUCGAUGGCAGUUUACAGCAAGGCCAGGGAUUUGCUUUCAAACGAAGGCAGCAAAUAAAACAGGAAUACAGAAAGCUUCUUCGAAAGGAGAAAUGGAGAAUGCAAGAUUCGAAGGCUCAACUGACAGAGGAAUACCCAGCGCAUCUGAAGCAUCUCUACUUGGCUGAGCAACAGAGGCUUGAUGAGGAAGAGCAAAUGAAAAGGAUUCACAGGAGGAAAGGACGGACUGUGGAGCCUGAAGAGGAGGAAAUAGGGACCGUGGAACCCCUGCUGCUCGUUCCAGUUCUGUGACAAGGGCUGCAACCUGUUCCUGAGGUGUCAGCUCUUAUAGGCUCAUCUAAUGAACAGGAUACACCAAGGCAAAAGAACCAGAAGAAAAUGUCUUCCUAUCAGAAGAUGAAGCAAGAGUAUGAGAAAAUCAAGGAGGAACAAGACAGAAAGAGACAGGAAUACUUGAAGGACAAAGCACAGAGAGAGGAAGCCCUGAAGAAUUACAAAGAAAAGAAAAUGGCAACAUACCAGUUGCUGAAAAAAAAGACUAAAAAAGGUCAGCCCAACCUGAACCUGCAGAUGGAGCUUUUGCUUCAGAAGAUCCAAGAUCAGCACAAAUGACAAAGCUGUACACUGAGCUGCUGUAAAGGUCCAGCCAAAGGUUUUUGCACCUGGCAGAGAAUGAGAGCCUUGAACUCUAGCGGUGCGAUCCUGGCAAUCCAAUAAAUUAUGGACUGAUGGAAUAUGUCAAUAGAAAUAGUAUGGUGAAGUGCUGUCUGUGCAAAGCUCAUAGAUUUUACAUAAACAGAUUUAUAUUGCAUUUUAACUUUUAUGUAACUUUGACUUCAAAGUAAUAAAGCUAUACUAAUA
Messenger RNA from Electrophorus electricus (electric eel), 1073 nucleotides. NCBI's taxonomy places the organism in Eukaryota, Metazoa, Chordata, Actinopteri, Gymnotiformes, Gymnotidae. The record is from RefSeq and is a predicted model, not a curated record.